This is a messenger RNA of Thelazia callipaeda (thelaziosis nematode), 3192 nucleotides long. Lineage: Eukaryota; Metazoa; Nematoda; Chromadorea; Rhabditida; Thelaziidae. The record is from the annotation of a GenBank genome assembly.
AUGUCAGACAGCGAAGUCGACACGUCAUUAGUGGGACUCAGCUGGGAAGUAUGGCGACGUGCUACACACUUAGAUAGCACAGUCGUCACCCCAAAAGUACGUCAUGAUGUAGCUGCAAUGCCUUCACAAAAAGCAAUUUGUUAUGGUUUCUGUCCUAGUAAUGAACUCGGGUCCAUGACACUUAUCACUUGUGAGAAGUGUGGCAUGGUUUUGAAAGAUGUUGGGUAUGGAUAUCAUAUGCGUUCUCAACAUGGGUACGAGGAUUCAGAUUCUGAUGACGAUUGCCAAUCAUUUCUGCUUUCACCUCCUCAUCGUUCCGUCUCGCCAUGUCUUGAAUCGCCCAUUCUUUCACCUCCUUAUCGUCGAUUAUCCAACCCGGUUGUAUCAUCGAAAGAAAGCUCAGGUCGAAAUGGAAAUAUCAUUUCUCAAGCUACCUCAACAGGAUACUCCGUUAAACAGAAAAAUAAUCUCAAACUUUCUCUACGAGUGUCGAGGCGUAACGCGAGAAGUGAGGAAAAUGUAACAAAUAACUCAACUAAGCAUCAUGGUGCCAAGAAAGUCGAUAUUACCACCAAAGUUGACAAGCACCUAAAUGGUGCAGUUGUAAAGAAGAAAGAAAGGAAACGAAAGCGAGAUUCAUCCCAUGAAGAUAACUUUUCUUCGGAACAUUCCCGACAGAAAAAACACUCAUCUGUUGAAAGGCAAUCUGACAAUAAAGAGAGUGAACCAGUAUCAAGGCAUCUGCAGAAUAAUGGGGACGAUAGCAAGUUUGAUAACGAUGUUUAUAUUGGUAGAACGCCAUGUUCUCAACAUAACUAUUCUCAUGAAGUUGAUUUAGACGUUCCUGCUAUGGGCCGGACGAAUACUGCUUCUCCGUCUUUACUAAAAGAUACAAAUGUACAACUAGAAAGUGUAUUAGAGGAAAAUGACAGCAUAGAAAGGUUAGAAGGUGAUGGUAGGACAACGUAUGAUGCGCAUACACGGAUAGAAGCAGAAAGUUGUUCUGGACAAUGUGACAGUGAUUUGGUUCUGAAUUUUGCUGAUUCGUCUGGCGAUUUGGGACCCUAUUCAUGGUUUAGCUCAGAAAAAGAUGUACUGCAACAGAAUUGGGCUGAAAAUACAGCACUUUUGGAAGAUCCAAAUAUGGAAAAUCACUUAGCUGAAGAUCCCGACCUAAAUCGAUUUUAUGUGCCAUCACCUCCUCAUCUUUCUCCGGCACUGAGUGGAAGAUACAGUACAAAUUUGUUUGCAACAUCUAAAGUCACACCAGAUGAAGUUUGUCAUGAUCAAAUGCAAGGAAACAUGGUGCAACCACGUGAAAGAAUUAUUCCUGUUAGAUAUGGAGUGGUCCCACAACCUUCAUCUUUAAAUGCAAAUCAGGAUUUGAAUAUGUUUGACGACGCUCUUCGUGAAGAAAGGUACGUGGGUAUAGACAGUGAGGAACAUGUUGAUCCUGAAAGUGAUGGUCAUCUAAAAACGUUGCAUCACAAUAUCACGGAAAAACUUGUACCUAUUAAGCCAUGCUUAUAUAAUUAUCCACAACAAGAGAUCUUAGACGAUAAUAAAAAUGGAUAUCUGCAACAAGAUCAGUUUGAUUACAUGGUUAAUGAUUUUUGGGGCAAAUCUCCUCAAAUGGUACAGCAGACUAUAUGUCUUCCUCAUCAGCAAGCUCAUCCAAGAGUUGUUUCGGUUGCUGUCGUACCACAGAAAAAAAAUAUGCGGAUUUGUUCUUUAAUACUAAUAAAUUUUAGCAGUGUAUCAUGUCCUGAUGAUUAUAUCGAUCCAGAACAAAAGAUUUAUUACCCAAAUGCUAGGUUAUUGACAGUACCAAUCAAUGGAAGAACGACUGUAGGUUACCCAUCUCAAACAAAAUUUCCUUCUCCCGAUGUUUUCUCGAAGCAUAUUCAAGGAGUUAAUGAUUUAUCGAGUUCGGAAAGAGUGCCGCAGGUAUCAAAUUUUCAUUGCAAUAUGAUGGACCGUGUACCUCGUGAAAAACGCACAUCAAUGCAAUCUACAGACGGUAAAACAGAACGAUAUUUGAACCACAUGAACUAUGAUGUGCAAGGAAAUUAUAACCACUUACUUUUGGGAGAAAAUCCAGCAUUAAAAAUUCCUUCAAGUUCAGUUUCCCAACAUCUCUAUAGCUACAAUCAAAUGCCACCCACUGACGUUUGUAGAGCUCGGAGCUCAAGUUAUAUGCCUUAUGUAGCUAAAAAAAAAGUGUCGUCACGUCAUACUGUCCGUUCUCAUGCUAAUUCUGCUGCUCAACGGCCUGUUGCAUCAGAAGUAACUCCCCAUGAGGUUUACGUACCGAUUCAUGGUAAGACAGUGAUACGUCCAGAAUACCGAUAUGUCUAUAUACCAACAAAGUCUUCACGUUUUGCUGAUCGUAGUCAAUUACACCACAGGCAUGGAAAAGAUCAUUCGAAGGAAACAAAUGAAUUUGGCUGUAGGGAGGCACGACGAUUAGAACAUCAAUCUCGUACCGAGCCAACGAUGCGACAAGUUACUAUUCAGAAAGUGCAUCCUGGAGUGUCACAUCGAGUGCGUUCUUCAACUCUAGCAAAUGAUAAUAUGCGUUGUGUGAAACGUACUACACAUAAUGCUCAUCACUUUGCUGCAACUGGUAUUGAAGCAAACACUUAUCCAGUGGAAGCGAGCAAUUGUGGUACUAAUGUUAUAGUUCAUGGAAGUUCCAAAGAUCAUUUGUAUCAGAGUCAGGGUUUACGUUCUUACCCCAUGAUGGGUAGUAUGCAACGAAAUAACAUUGCAAGUAAAAGCAGACAUAAGUCGAGUUGCAACUCAUGUCGAGUUCAGCAGCAUACUGAUUCUAGGCAGAUGCAUAAAACAAAAGUUAUUCAAGCUGAAAGUGGGGCGCAAAAACUGUUUGGAGCUGAUCAUGUUGGUACACACUUAAUGAAAAAUGGUAUGAAAAGAGAUUGCUCGUCGUUCACAUCAGUGGAGAAUCAUCCGAAUGUAGCUGUCCCAACUGCUCAUCUUCGUAAUGCUUCUCAUACUGACAUUCGUAGUGAUAACGGUCGUGCUGUUACUAUUGUUCCAGUACCGGUACUAAAGAAGUGCUCAAAUUCAUCCCAUUACAAGGACAGUUACGAGGCAAUUAUUUCAUCCUCACCAGCUAGUCAUAAUAUUAUUCCUCUUACAUCUUUCACUUCGGGUUCACAUACCUAUUGA